AGUCAUUGAAGAAUUACCUCGCUGUGAAGAAGCAUUACACCGACAUGUUGGAGAAUUAGUUUGACUUUCACAUGCACUGUCUACAAAAGAUGACUCUUUGAGCCUACAUUCGUAUGUUGAAAUUUGAAGACACUCUGCACUCUCACUGUUUUUUCUGCCGAGCAGCUACAGCUGCCAUCAAAUGUUACGUGAAGCUUGACGAUACACCGCCGAAGACAUUAGAAGCUGAGGAAGAGAUAGCCGCAGUUGGAUUAUUCCAGCUGAACGCAAGCGGGUUUGACCAAAAAUGCGGAAAGCAGAGGCUAAAGCUAAGAGAAAGGCGGCGGAAGAAGAUGAGGAGGGAUGCGAAUUAGGGUUAGAUUAGGUUAGGGAUCAGAUGGCAGCCAAACAAUCAUAUGGAGACCAAGGUGAUCAAGCUCGAAAUGGUGGUGGCGGCCGAGCGAGGUGGUGGAGGCAUCGAGCCAUCAUCCGUCUAGUUUUGUGAGGAAGUGAUUUUUGGAGGAGCACUCAGUCAAGAGUGUGCCUGAUUCAUCGUCCUACUAUAGUAAGAGCUUGCAGAAGAAGAAGAAAUAUUCAAGUGUGCUGGUUUUGUCAUCAAAGUGUGCGGAGCGAGAGGAUGUGUUGCUCUAAAGAUGGGAGGCGAGUAACUUUAGUAGUGGGGUGUGAAGUGGAGAGGGGAGGGGAGAUAAGCAUAUCAGAGGGGAAGAGUAUUCAUUAGACCAUGUUUGUUGUCUUUUGCCUUUACAAGCUGCAGACUCUCUAGCAGUCCAUGUGAUCAACUCAUGAGAACAAUCGGAGGCUCUGGAGGAUAUUCAUUUUGUGCCGCACAUCGAGGAUGUGUGUUAGUCGUUGGCAUUGCAACUUCUGUUGGUUUUUGUGUUCUGCGUUCAGUAGUCAAAAGGCAGGCCAGCUGAUCGACAGAGUCAUAGGGAGUGAUAGAGAUUGGGAAGAAGAUUUCAGAACAAAGUGAGAGAGCAUUUCAGGACGAAUUGAGGUUUCAGGACAAAAGUAAAGAAGAGAGUGUAUUGGCUCUUAAAGUUCAGUGCUAUGCUACUCCUUGGACUACAACGCCUAUGUGGGAAGUAUUAAG
Marchantia polymorpha subsp. ruderalis is the source of this 1090-nucleotide messenger RNA. The record is from the annotation of a GenBank genome assembly. Lineage: Eukaryota; Viridiplantae; Streptophyta; Marchantiopsida; Marchantiales; Marchantiaceae.